Molecule: messenger RNA, 1982 nt
Organism: Oncorhynchus tshawytscha (Chinook salmon)
Lineage: Eukaryota; Metazoa; Chordata; Actinopteri; Salmoniformes; Salmonidae
Gene: ankrd33ab
Product: ankyrin repeat domain 33Ab
Exons: 5
Coding region: 337-1698 (453 amino acids)
Molecular function (GO): protein binding
Source: RefSeq, a predicted model, not a curated record
GUGGGAUGGUCAAGGGAAAUGCACUGGCGUAGACGGGCCUGUGUGGGAGACCUGGAUGCACCUGUCACUCACUGUAAGGACACAGGAGAAGAGGUGGACGAGGAAGUGGCUGCUGUAACUUCACACGGUUGUUUGGUGGCGUAUCAUAUAUAUACACCUGGAUACCUUAAGACAGAAAAUACAGAGAAUACAUUUUUUGAGCGUUUUGAACAUUAUCUUCUCAAAAGAGGCAGUGUGAAGAAACCUGUAGGAUUUUGUAGAGCUCCAGUUGGGAUGUAGACUGAGGGUCCAGUUCCGUCUCUUCCACUCUGCUUUCGGGUCUCUCGAAGCCAACAGAUGGCCACCGUGAAGAAUUCUGUGUCCGAGGACCCCCUCCUAGGCAAAGGGCCUGACGAAGACGCCUCAGAGGUGUCUUUGUCAGAAAGUGAGUCGGAUUCUGGGAGUGUCCUCUCAGAUGACUCAGUGCUUCCAGACUACCAGCAGGAAGGUGGUUCACAGGGCACCGCCAACACGCUGUAUGAGGCGUGUGCUCGGAACAACACCCUGGCACUCCGGAAGGUUCUGGAGAGAGGGGUUACCAAAGAGGAGGUCAUGAAGGUGGACCACAAUGGUUGGACCGGUCUGAUGGUGGCGUGCUAUAAGGGUUUUUUGGAAAUUGUGCAACAUCUUCACCACUGUCCCUACCUGGACAUAAAUCACCAGGACAACGAUGGCAACACUGCACUGAUGAUCGCUUCACAAGCAGGUCACACCAUUACAGUGACCUACAUCCUCAACUACUACCCUGGAGCAGACACAGAGAUCCGGGACUGCCGUGGCUUCACUGCACUCAUCAAAGCUGCCAUGCAGGGCCGAGACGAUGUGGUGUCUUCCCUCGUCAUGGCCGGUGCAGACCUAAAUGCUGUAGACUCUACGAAGCAGAAGUGUGCGCGGGACUGGGCACUAAAGACAGGCCGCUACGAGACGUUGAACCGCCUCCGCCGCCUCAACCUGCGGCCUAGAGCUGAGCAGUUCGCUGAGAGCUACGUCCCCGAAUGGCCAGAGCUGAAGGUGCUGGUGGCCAAGGCCAUGGCCAACAAGAGUGCCAGCCAGAAGAUCACCCAGCGCAUCAAGUCCACCUUCGGCUUCAACUUUCCCCGAGAUCCCCAGGAAAACGGGGUCUUGGACCACAUGGUGCGUAUCACCACCAGCAUCCACAGCCCUCUAGUGGCCACCGGCUGCCGGCCCCUCUGCCCCACCAGCCCCCCUGAAGUGGGGAAGAGGCGCCUGGCCGUGCCAGAGCUGGCGAAGAAGCAUUCAGAGAAGGAGCUGGGGGAGAGCUCUGUGUGCCACAGCAAUAGCUCCGUAUCCUCCAUCAUUCCCCACAUCCACUCAGCCGAGACCAUCGCCACGUCCUGCUGCGUGGACACAGAGCGCAGGGGCAGCAUAAUCUCUAUAGCUUCCACCGGGGUGCGCACCUUCAUCCCCAGGCACAUGGCCCACAGGAACAGUGUGUUCCCCUCUGGCUGCAUCCCAAAGAUCCAGAUAGUCAAGUCUGGAGAGCCCACGCCUAAGAAGGAGAAGAAGAGGAAGAGGCACAAGGGUCAUCUGGAGCCGCCCAUAUGGAAGUACAAGGCAGAGAAGCAGGAGAAGAAGAAGGCAGAGAAAGAAAAAGAGAAAACCAAGAAGGAAAAGAAACAGAAGAAACAGAAGAAGUGAGGUGUCUAACAAUGCCAAUUUAUUUUAAUUCCGCCCAAUAUUUUUUUCCUAGAGUUACACUUAAAACGUUAUGCCACGUUCACACUGUGAGCUUGACUGUAUCUGAAUUCUGAAGUACUGCUCAGUACUAGAAGGGCUGAACUCCAGAUCAUUUGGCCAACGCAGUAAAAGUUUUUCUUAAGGUCAUAUCAUUCAUACUGCUUUGUAAAUAUUUAGUUUUGUAAAAACUGUUUUAGAAACUUUCUUUGACUUUUAGGGGAUGGAUUAAACUAUUAUCCAGGGUA